Messenger RNA from Neoarius graeffei (lesser salmon catfish), 1671 nucleotides. It is a transcript of the gene csnk2b, whose product is annotated as casein kinase 2, beta polypeptide. The transcript is spliced from 7 exons. The record is from RefSeq and is a predicted model, not a curated record. Gene Ontology annotation, cellular component: cytoplasm; protein kinase CK2 complex. The coding region runs from base 63 to 710 and encodes 215 amino acids. NCBI's taxonomy places the organism in Eukaryota, Metazoa, Chordata, Actinopteri, Siluriformes, Ariidae. Gene Ontology annotation, molecular function: protein kinase regulator activity.
UAAGACGUCACACGCCAAUCAGAAGAGCUGCAGUUUAGCACAGAACCGGGAGUUUCCCCAAAAUGAGCAGUUCAGAGGAAGUUUCGUGGAUUUCUUGGUUUUGUGGUCUACGUGGGAAUGAAUUCUUCUGUGAGGUGGAUGAAGAUUACAUCCAGGAUAAAUUCAAUCUCACCGGACUGAACGAGCAGGUUCCUCAUUACAGACAAGCCCUGGACAUGAUUCUGGAUCUGGAACCGGACGAGGAGCUGGAGGACAACCCGAAUCAGAGUGACCUGAUUGAACAGGCGGCUGAGAUGCUGUACGGCCUGAUUCAUGCGCGCUACAUCCUUACCAACCGUGGUAUUGCUCAGAUGCUGGAGAAAUAUCAGCAGGGGGACUUUGGAUAUUGCCCUCGUGUUUACUGCGAAAACCAGCCUAUGCUGCCAAUUGGGCUGUCCGAUAUCCCAGGCGAGGCCAUGGUCAAGCUCUACUGUCCUAAAUGUAUGGAUGUUUACACACCGAAGUCGUCCCGGCACCACCACACCGAUGGAGCUUAUUUUGGAACCGGGUUCCCCCACAUGCUCUUCAUGGUGCACCCUGAGUACCGGCCAAAGAGGCCUGCCAACCAGUUUGUGCCCAGGCUCUAUGGUUUCAAGAUCCACCCGAUGGCAUACCAGCUGCAGCUGCAGGCAGCCUCCAGCUUCAAGAGCCCAGUCAAGGCCAUCCGCUAAAUCAUGGAAAGGAGGGAAGGGAGGGCUGGAGAGACGAGGGAGCAAAUCUGUCUGUCUUUACAUUGCCUCGCUCUUCACCGAGAGACCGCUUUGUUUUAUCUUAGGUUUGUUUAAGAGCAAUGUUUCAGUAUCAAGAAAGUGGGAAUAUAGAAAACACACUUUGGAUAAUCUGUAAAUGUUUCUUCUUCUCUGACACUUGCACCCACACGGAGCAUGGGAAUGCCAUGCUGUUAUUGGUGUUUUCCUUGUAAAAAUGUCCCCUCUUUAAACUUGACGUAUCAACAGAAGUUAUAUAAUUGAUGGACGAAUAAUGAGUGUUGUGUUGUGACCACAACGGCAGUGCAACUCACCAAUCCAAGUAAAGGACUUGAAUAGGUCGUUGUUUCUUCCCUACACACCUCAUGCACACGUUGCCUCCUUACACCCCUUCUACGGCAGGCAAAGACUGUCGGAGGAAGUACACAAAAAAACCCUAGUGUUGGUCUGUUUUUGGACAAUAUAGAGUUUUCCGAUUGGUUUAAUUCCUAUAAGUUACAAUUCUCAAAAUGGAGAGCUCAAAAUAAAAUUAAGCUACUAUGUGGUGUGGCUUUUUUUUUUUUUUUUGAUUAAAUGUUCACCUUUUGCUAUUUUUGCUGAAACAGGAAGCCAACCAUCUCUGCCUCUGUCAGUCCAGAGUGAGUGUGGGUUGUUCCCUCAGAUAUCCUUGUCCACUCAUUCCUGCCAGUGUUCCUAUUAUUUAUUCAAUCGUCCACAUUUUUGGAAAUGUUUGUUUCCCUUCCUGUUCUUAACUGUGCAUCUCCGGUUUCACAGAAUGGCAUGUGACUGCAAGAUAAAGAUUAAUUGAAUGCAUUGAUUGUUACUCUUAGUGGUUUGUCUUUUUUUUUUUUUUUUCUUUUUCCCCCUCCCUUUAGAGCUGUUGAGGAACCAGGGUUCAGAAUUCAAAAUAAAACUUUUCCUAUAA